Engraulis encrasicolus (European anchovy) is the source of this 2248-nucleotide messenger RNA. RefSeq names its product kinesin family member C1 (gene kifc1). The record is from RefSeq and is a predicted model, not a curated record. Lineage: Eukaryota; Metazoa; Chordata; Actinopteri; Clupeiformes; Engraulidae. The coding region runs from base 92 to 1936 and encodes 614 amino acids. The transcript is spliced from 17 exons. Gene Ontology annotation, biological process: microtubule-based movement. Gene Ontology annotation, molecular function: microtubule motor activity; microtubule binding; ATP binding.
CUCCAAUGAGAGCGGUAAAGUUUAAAUUUGAAACCUAAACGGUUGUGUUUAUGCUAGCAUUUCUUCCCAACUUCGAUGUAAAUGGCAAGUGAUGAACAACAAAACAAAUAAAGAGAACUCUUUGUCCCGCUUACCCGUGAUGACUUCCAAAAGAGUCCAUCCGGGAAGCAACGAUAUGGACCCGCAGCCUGCCCAGAAGAAAAUUCGCAAAGCCGAGCCGGAGCCUCCGAGGCGCAUUGUGGCAGCGUCUGUAGUUGGGGCGAGGAGGCCAGUGGCUGCCCCAGUGCCACGCCCUGCCGCAGUGAGACGUCCUGCUGCAGCUACCGUUGCUGGUGUUGCCGCAACAGGUGUAAACAAGCCACGGGUUGCCCCUGUUGCCAAAGUAAGCACAGGAGGUGGCAGCAAGAGGGCAGCAUGGGACUUGAAAGGCAAAGUCAGCGACAUGGAGAUGAAGGUUCAGAACUACCAGAGCCGUCUGAAGGGGGUCAGCCAGGAGAACGAAGACCUGAAGAGCUUCACGUCACGCGCCAAGGUGGACCUCGGCCGUCUGGAGAGGAGAAAUGCAGAGCUCGAGCUUGAACUCAAAGUGCUGCCAGGGUUGAAGGAAGAACUGGAGCAAGUGACCCAGCGGGCCGACACCGUGGAGAGGGACUUCAAGUCUACCUCUGACAAACUGAGAUCCGUGGAGUCCCUGAAAGACGCCCUCACAACUGAGCUGCAUACAACACAGAGCCAUCUGUCUGUCUGCAAGUCGUCUCUGGAGCAUACGCAGGACGUCCUCCAGAAGACCCAGGAGGAGCUCCGGCAGGCCAAGGAGCAGAUCGUCAAGAUGGAGGAGGAGCUGUACAGCGGGGAGAUGGAGCGCCGGAAACUCCACAACACCAUCCAAGAACUCAAGGGCAACAUCAGGGUGUUCUGCCGAGUGAGGCCCCUGCUGUCUGAUGUUGGGGCGGAAAUCCCCCAUAUCCAGCUGCCGACCCAUGACAACAAGGCUGUGGUCCUGGCCAAGUCAGAGGAGUCUCACACGGGGCGCUCCGGCGACACGCAGAAGAACUACAACUUCAGCUUCGACCACGUGUUUGGUCCGGCGGCCUCCCAGCAGGAGGUGUUUGAGGAGAUCUCCCUGCUGGUGCAGUCGGCGCUGGACGGCUACAACGUCUGCUGCUUCGCCUACGGCCAGACGGGCAGCGGCAAGACCUACACCAUGGAGGGCAGCGAGGAGGAGCCGGGCGUCAUCCCCCGCGCCGUCAAGCAGAUCUUCAAGGCCGCCAAAGUGCUGGAGGCCAUGGGCUGGGAGUAUUCCUUCACUGCCAGCUUUGUUGAGAUCUACAACGAGACCCUGAGGGAUCUUCUCUUCAAGGGCAAAUCCAGCAAGAGGCUAGAGCAUGAGAUAAAGAAGACCCCCAACGCUGGGAUCACCGUCACCAACCUGACCUACGAGGCUGUCACCAGUGAGGACCAGGUCUACAACCUGAUUGAGCUGGCCAACCAGAACCGGUCUACUGCUAAAACCAGCAUGAAUGACCAGUCCUCCCGAUCCCACUCGGUCUUCCAACUGGACAUCGAGGGCAAGAACACAGACCGUGGCACCAAGUGCAAAUCAUGCUUGUGUCUGGUGGAUCUGGCCGGAAGUGAGCGCGUACAGAAGAGCCAGUCUCAGGGAGAGAGAUUUAAGGAGAUGACCGCCAUCAACUCCUCCCUCACCAACCUGGGCAUUGUGAUCUCCUCCCUGGCCAACAAGGAGAACCACAUACCAUACCGUAACUCCAAGUUGACCUACCUACUGCAGCAGUGCUUGGGAGGCAACAGUAAAACUUUGAUGUUCGUGAACAUUGCUGCAGAAGUUGACAGUUUCAAUGAGUCCCUCAACUCGCUGAGAUUCGCAACAAAGGUCAACGACUGUGUCAUUGGUACAGCAUCCGCCAACCGCAAAUAAACUGUAUUGAUUUUGUUUUUUUUGAAUGCAUACAGACUUGUAUAAAGUAGAAGUAAAAGCACUGAUAUGAAUGUAUACAGAAUUAGCAGUAUGGUGUUACCUGGCUCUGCAGCCAUGUAAUAAUUAUACUCUUGGUGUUGUAAUUACAUCCAUAACGGUACUUUUAUUUCUACUGCAUAUAGCUGUGACCAUAUAUGACACUUCUAUUUUUAUGGCAUAAUUUUUAACUGCUUUUACCAAUAAUUUGGAUUUCUUGAAUGUAUGUAUUAAAACUUUGGUCUUGCUAUUAAAUCACCCUUUGCAUUACUCUCC